Messenger RNA from Biomphalaria glabrata, 1046 nucleotides. RefSeq names its product methyltransferase-like 26. The transcript is spliced from 8 exons. Bases 73 to 729 code for a protein of 218 amino acids. The record is from RefSeq and is a predicted model, not a curated record. Lineage: Eukaryota; Metazoa; Mollusca; Gastropoda; Planorbidae.
ACCAAAAUUAGGUCACUGGGAUAGUGACUUCUACGCUGUCUACACUGACUUUUAGACUUAUUUUAUGUUUGCAUGAUUAGAUAUUCUGUUUUACAUUUUACAAAAAUGUUGGUAGCUGAUGCAGCUGAGAGGAAUAAGCAACCCAUUCUAGAUGUCUUGAAGAGUUAUCUCCCUGCUGCUACUUCUACUAAAGUUCUGGAAAUAGCCUCAGGGACUGGUCAACAUGUGUCACACUUUGCAGAGCAUCUACCUGACAUUACUUGGCAGCCUAGUGAUAUCACUCAUGCAUAUCUACAGAGUAUCUCUGCCCACAUACAACAUAAGAAGUUAACAAAUGUUCUGCCACCAAUUAAAGUUGACAUCACCACCCCACUAGAACAGUGGAGCUUGCAGGAUCUUAAGCCAGAGACAUAUGACAUGAUCUACAACAGCAAUAUGGUUCAUAUAUCUCCUUGGGAAACAUCUCAGGGUCUUUUCAAAGCAGCAGGUUAUUUGCUCAAGAAAGAUGGAGUUCUGUUUAUGUAUGGGCCAUUUAAAAUUAAUGGGCUUCUGACACCUGAGAGCAACAUUCGUUUUAAUGAGUAUUUAAUAUCCCAAGAUGUAAGAUGGGGAGUGAGAGAUAUAGUUGACCUGGAGAAAUUAGCUCAAGAAAAUGGUUUAAAAUUGGAGAAAAUGGUUGACAUGCCAGCUAAUAAUAAGAGUGUGAUAUUUAGAAAAUAUACCAGCUGAAGAUAUUCGUAUAAAAUAUAUUUAGAUACAAUACAUAGCGUUUUCAUUGCAUAGGAAGAAAGGAAUGAUUGUUAUAGUGUUAACCUUAUUUGGUUCACAACUAAUAGAUUAUUUGUUGCUGGUACUAACAUAUUUUACACCUGCAUUCAAGUAGUUGGUUGGGAAUGACUUUGAUGAGAAAAAACUGGAUGCUAUUUCUGCAAAUUUGAAGAGAAAAAAACAAAGUCCAAGACACACUAAUUUACUGCUUUGAACUAUUAAAUGUACCCUUACAAAAGGAGAAAAUAAUAUAUUUUUUUAAAAAAGCUCCUUUUUUU